AUGAAAACUGUAAUAGGCUUUGGCAAGUGCUAUGAAAUUCUUGUCAAAGAGUUUAUUGUGAACACCUUCAAGGAGUGUGACAAUAAAAGGAGCAAGGGAAUCAGAAAAGUGUAUGUCAGAGGAAGAUGUGUGGAUUUUUCUCUUGAAAUAAUCAACAGGUUCUUAGGCAGAAAUGAAGAAGACCAAGCUAAAAUUGAAGUCUCUGACAAUGUCAUCUGCAAAGAGAUUACUGCUAAGAAAGUAAAGGAAUGGACAAGGAAAGGGAAAUUGUAUGCUAGUGCCAUGAGUGUCAAGUAUGUUGUUCUCUACAGAAUUGAAGCUGCAAAUUGGGUGCCAACCAAUCACACCUCUAAUAUAGCUACUGGGCUAGGUGAGUUCAUCUAUAUUGUUGGGACUAAGUCAAAUUUUUAUUUUGGUUCCUAUGUUUUUGAUCAGACUAUGAAGCAUGAUGCAUCUUAUGCUGUGAAAACGCCAAUAACUUUUCCCUCUUUGAUCUGUGGGGUUAUCCUGAGUCUGCACCCCAUUAUAUUAAUCAACUAUGAAAGUACAUGUAAAAGGGACCCUCCUCUCUCAUUGAAUUACAGGUUGUUCACUGGGAAACAUGUCACAGACAUUGUCAUGACAUCUAAACAAACUCCUUCAAGAUCUAUUGACAGAACAAGCAUCCUAGCUGAGCUGAAAGACACCUGUGGUGUGAAAGAUGAUGGAACAGAUGAAGAAGAAGAAAAGGAAGACAUGACUGAUGCAAGUGAUGAGAAAGAUACCAACAGUGAUGAAGAUUAA
Molecule: messenger RNA, 783 nt
Organism: Lathyrus oleraceus (garden pea)
Lineage: Eukaryota; Viridiplantae; Streptophyta; Magnoliopsida; Fabales; Fabaceae
Exons: 2
Coding region: 1-783 (260 amino acids)
Source: RefSeq, a predicted model, not a curated record